AUGCUUUCUUUUAUUAAGGGUCAUGAUCAGAGUUCUACUCUUGCCCAGCACUCUGUUGAAUUGACACUACCCAAUCACCAUCCGUUUCACAGAGAUUUACUUCGAUAUGCUAAGCUGAUGGAGUGGCUUAAGAACACAGAUUAUGGAAAAUACGAAGGGCUAACAAAGAAUUAUAUGGAUUAUUUAUCACGCCUUUAUGAAAGAGAAAUAAAAGAUUUCUUUGAAGUUGCCAAGAUCAAGAUGACGGGCACAACUAGAGAAGGAAAAAAGUUUGGUCUUCAUGGAAGUUCUGGAAAACUGACUGGGUCUACUUCCAGCCUAAAUAAACUUUCUGUUCAGAGUUCGGGAAACCGUAGGUCUCAGUCAUCCUCACUGCUGGAUAUGGGAAACAUGUCUGCCUCUGACCUUGAUGUGGCUGAUAGAACAAAAUUUGAUAAGAUUUUUGAACAAGUAUUAAGUGAACUGGAGCCUCUGUGUCUGGCAGAACAGGACUUCAUUAGUAAAUUUUUCAAACUACAGCAACAUCAGAGCAUCUCGGGAACAACAACGAACGAAGCAGAGGAAAUGGAUGGAGGAACUUUAUCUCGUUCAUACACUUCUGGUGUUCCACAAACAGUAUCAUCUGAGAAGGACAUGAUCCGACAAAUGAUGACAAAGAUAUUUCGAUGUAUUGAACCUGAGCUGAAUAAUCUUAUAGCGCUGGGGGACAAGAUCGAUAGCUUUAAUUCCCUUUAUAUGUUGGUUAAGAUGAGUCAUCAUGUAUGGACAGCACAAAAUGUGGACCCAGCUUCCUUUCUCAGCACAACACUUGGAAAUGUUUUGGUGACUGUCAAAAGGAACUUUGAUAAAUGCAUUAGCAAUCAAAUGAAGCAGAUGGAUGAAGUAAAAAUCUCAAAGAAGAGUAAAGUUGGGAUCCUUCCAUUUGUUGCUGAAUUUGAAGAAUUUGCAGCCCUCGCUGAAUCAAUUUUCAAAAAUGCAGAACGACGAGGAGAUCUCGAUAAAGCUUACAUAAAACUUAUUAGAGCUGUUUUUGUCAGUGUUGAGAAAGUAGCCAAUGAAAGUCAGAAAACACCCAGAGAUGUGGUCAUGAUGGAGAACUUCCAUCAUAUUUUUGCAACACUUUCUCGCUUGAAAAUUUCUUGCCUUGAGGCUGAGAAAAAAGAAGCCAAACAGAAGUACACUGAUCAUCUUCAGUCCUAUGUAAUCUACUCACUCGGACAGCCUCUUGAGAAAUUAAAUCAUUUUUUUGAAGGUGUUGAAGCUCGUGUGGCACAAGGUAUACGAGAAGAGGAAGUAAGUUAUCAACUGGCUUUUAAUAAACAAGAGCUUCGUAAAGUUAUAAAGGAAUAUCCUGGUAAGGAGGUGAAGAAGGGAUUGGAUAAUCUCUACAAGAAAGUAGAUAAGCAUCUCUGUGAAGAAGAAAACUUACUUCAGGUUGUGUGGCAUUCCAUGCAAGAUGAGUUUAUACGGCAAUACAAGCACUUUGAAGGGCUGAUAGCUCGCUGCUAUCCUGGAUCAGGAAUUACUAUGGAAUUCACUAUACAGGAUAUUUUAGACUACUGCUCCAGUAUUGCACAGUCUCAUUGAGCCCUGUAGAAAGCGAAAGAGAAGCUAGCAGGGUUUGUGCCUGUAUAUAAGGGAAUCAAACACUAUAAAUGCUAUUUGUUUUCAAAAGGUGGAUUUCCACAUGUAUGUGUAGUUAACUGCCAUAUAUAUAUG
Molecule: messenger RNA, 1719 nt
Organism: Nestor notabilis (Kea)
Lineage: Eukaryota; Metazoa; Chordata; Aves; Psittaciformes; Psittacidae
Product: exocyst complex component 1
Exons: 10
Coding region: 1-1587 (528 amino acids)
Biological process (GO): Golgi to plasma membrane transport; exocytosis
Cellular component (GO): plasma membrane; exocyst
Molecular function (GO): phosphatidylinositol-4,5-bisphosphate binding
Source: RefSeq, a predicted model, not a curated record